Molecule: messenger RNA, 987 nt
Organism: Pichia membranifaciens NRRL Y-2026
Lineage: Eukaryota; Fungi; Ascomycota; Pichiomycetes; Pichiales; Pichiaceae
Exons: 1
Coding region: 1-987 (328 amino acids)
Biological process (GO): DNA damage response
Molecular function (GO): single-stranded DNA binding
Source: RefSeq, a predicted model, not a curated record
AUGUGUGGUCGUUAUGCACAACCGAUUGCCCCAGAGACACUUCCGGAAUGGUUUGCCCGGCAGGGUGUGCCGCUCGAAAGCGUUGAGAAUGCCGACAAAAGGACUGAGCAUCGAUACAACAUAGCUCCUACGGAGUAUGCUCCGGUCUACAUCAAGAAGAGUGGGGAUGGUGAAGACGACGGUUCUGGAUCCGAUGAAGUGAGGGGAAAAAUCGAGUACAUGAGAUGGGGUAUCGUGCCUCCGUGGAUCACCAAGGCAAGUGAUGUGAACAAGUCCGGGUACUCCACAUUCAAUGCACGGUUUGAGAACCUGACCAGCAACAGGUUGUGGAAGGCGAACUUGUCACGGCGAUGUGUGAUACCAAUACUUGGCUACUACGAAUGGCAGCAGGUUGCUGACAAGAAAGGGACCAACAAGGACAAGAGAAAAACUCCGUAUUUUAUUAAACGGAGAGACGGAGAGCUGAUGUUCCUUGCCGGAUUGUACCACCACGGGACGGUGGCGGACAACAAUUCUUCUAUCUUUACCAAGAGCUCUAAGAAGGACAAUCCGAAGGAGGCGCUGGGGUCGUACACUAUCAUCACACGAGAGGCUCCCAAGAUGCUGAAGUGGCUCCAUAGUCGGAUGCCUGUCGUCCUCCGACCAGAGGACGAUGAGUUUACGCAAUGGCUUGAUGGCAAAGGAACAAGUGAUGCCGACUACGAUCUCCUGUUGAAGAAGUACGAGCAUGAGGAGGACUUAGAAUGGUAUCCUGUUGACCCCGCCGUUGGGAACAGCCGGACCGACAAUGAGCGCUACGUAAAGCCAUGGAAACAGAAAUCGGUUCUGAACUUCUUCAAGUCGAAGCCGGCGGUCAAGCGAGAGCAUCCAGACGGAACCCAGGAUGCAGGAGAUGCCGAACACACAAAAGCUUCUGCAGAUGACAGGCAAGAAGAUGGACAAGGACAGAGAAAGAGACCGAAAAUUAAGCAAGAGGAGAGCACGUGA